Lytechinus pictus (painted urchin) is the source of this 6371-nucleotide messenger RNA. RefSeq lists its product as uncharacterized. The record is from RefSeq and is a predicted model, not a curated record. Bases 738 to 2486 code for a protein of 582 amino acids. Lineage: Eukaryota; Metazoa; Echinodermata; Echinoidea; Temnopleuroida; Toxopneustidae. The transcript is spliced from 15 exons.
UCUCAAUUACUGUACACGUGAGAAACCACAUAAACACGGCCGACUUAGCUCUCUCUCCGACUCGACGAUGGGGUCCCAGGAUACACAAUGAUAUUGUACGGAUAGAAGAGGAAGAAAAAAAUUGUAAAUUUGUUUGUAAAUAUGACACCAAAAUACAAUCUCUGAGAUUCCCUGCAACCGCAGCAAUCAACCCUGAAGCAUAAAACAAGUAUUGAAUAGCAGAGCACCAUCUUGAAGGGGAAAAGAAGUGAGAAUACUGAAAGAGAAAAAACAAAUUAAAAAAGAACGCACAAAGGGAGUUUCAGUGCAUUGAUGUAGAUUAGAUGCUCGGAGGCAUAGAUCUUCUUUAGAGGAAUCGACAUCGCUCGCGAGUUGUCUCGUGGUAUUGAUAAUCAGCUCAGUUCAUCCACCAAGGGAGCUGCAGCGGAAAGGAAGAGGUGUAAGGCAAAGAUUGAAUAUCAGCUGUUUUGAUUUGACACUGCAACAAGCAUGAAUGAUCGACUGUUGCGUCUUUGAAAUUGGAUUUCUCUAAGUUUAAUCAACAUAUUUUAUCUCUUGGAGGAUAUGAAAACGAUGCCUUUUGAACAAAAACAACAAGGACGCCUUUCAAGUUCAGGAUGCAUGGUCUACAACAACUAACUGUCUCUGUUCUUUGAAAUUUUCUCCUGGACUAUCAUUGAUAGCAGACUUUUGGUUGGUUUUCAAACCUGCCUUGAACCCUGCAUUGCCAAUUUGCCAUGAUGAAGAGUGUUGAACCCAAAGCAGACCUCCCUCCUGCAAGCUCUAGCACCAUGCUGACCUACAGUGCGUUGCCGGUCAGGAGACCCUAUCAUCAGCCCAGGGAAUCGCCCAGAAAUAUGACAGGUGUCUAUCUCUCCCAGUAUAUUCCAGAAUCAAAUCAUAAUGAUCCCUAUGGACUUCCAAGUAAUAAAUUCAAACAGCAGAGGAUUCCUCCCCUGGCCAAACAGAGAGGAUCUGUUUAUCAACCCAGAACACAGCCGGGAUAUUUGAGACAGCAGCGUAGACAGGACCUGAUGGUGAGGAGCAGAGGGGAAGCCAAAGCCUUUCAACCUUUACCUAUAAAGAGAGCCAAACCAAAAGGACCUCGUCAUGAAUACCAUGGGCCUUCACCUCACGUCAUAGGACCUAAACCUGACUUUCAUGCAGUAACAAGAAAAUCAGCCCGGAGUCGUGUCCCGGCAUCCAACGAUGGGGUGACCCAUUUUGAAGACCUUCGUUCCAACUCUAGCGGUAACAGCAGUGAUAAAGCAACUCAAGAAGCGGAGGUGAUUGAAAGCAUGUUGGACAGUAUUAGCCUCGCCUCUAAGGAGAGUGAGAAGAGUUUAGCUGGACUCGUUGAAUGCUAUAAGAAAAUUUGUAAGGGCAAUACCUCAAGUGUACAUAAUUUAAUGACAUCAAGAGUAUCACCAAGUGGAAAACAUAAAAGGAAAAAAGGUCAAAUAAACAAUGGGAAUACACCGUUACUUAUAAGGAGUUUCCGUAAUCCUCAGCAUCCUCAUGCGGUCGUGCAGUAUUCCAAUCCCAAGGAUCGCACCGCAUCACCCCAGGGUUCCGGCAGACCCCCGGUUCCUGCGCCUUACUUCUACAGCAGUAAGGGUCUGCCCCAGACGUCGGACGAAGGAGGUAACAGGGUCAAACUAUCAAGGUUACCAGUGUGCUACAUGGAAAUUGUUGUAUCCCGAAGUGGUGCUACAUCGAGAGGUCCUGACUCGGUGCUCGCCGCUCCAGGUGCAGGGUCGAUGUCAAGGUCAAAUAGUCGAACAACAGGGUCAACACGAACCAAUCACAGACCUCCUAAUGGCAUAGAAGGGACACGCCCCCCUAGCCUUCAUACCAAUGCAAAAAUUAUCGAUUCUGAUUCAGUUUAUAUGAUAAAGGAAAACUUCCAUGUACCAGCUAGCACACCUGUAGCAUCUACAGUAGAUAUGAAUAGAAUGUCUGAGAUUGACCCAACUGACCACAGGUCAACAGAUUUAAGUCAGAGACACCAGGUGGUGACGUUACCAGGCAGCCACGCCCCCGGCAGCAUCACGUCCAGUGCCGUCGGACCCACGUCCUUCCCCAACGGCACCUCCGUGGGAGGGGACAUAGAGCUAACAUCCGUAACGGGGGACAGCGUGGAGUUGGAGAGCAAGCCGGACACCCAAGGCCGCAAGGAAUCCAUCGCCGAGACGGUCACCUUCUCCAUCACCAUCUCCGUGGAGGAUGACUCUGGUCAGUUGAAGACGAUGGAUCUAGAUGAGGAGGCGGGAACACAACUAACAGGAACUGGUAAUAGUGAGGGGGAUGUGAGUGCAAGUGAAGUGGCAGAAAAACAGAAGGAGUCACAAGCCAAGAAGCAGGCAGAGCUCGAUCAGCUCCUGGAGGAGCAUCAUCAGAUUGUCUCCCAGAUCGAGGAGCUGGAGAAGAUCAAAGGGAGCACUGGAGACUCGGCAGAGGAGGAGGAGAUGGAGGCGGAGCAUUAACAUCAAGCUCCCUCUUAUGUUUGGUUGGCAUGGAGAGUGGACAAGAGAGACUGCAUUUGUUGUGUGGAGUACUGUACGUGCUUACUUGUACUUGCACCAAAGAAAUAAGAUGAAUGCUGCCAUCUGGAGGUUGUUUUGUUAUAGUCCAAGUUGGUGUACAAUGUAUUUAUGAGCAAUUUAAUCUUUAUUGAAAAUCAGUGUAAAUAAAUCUUUGUUAAUAUGUUUCCCAAUUAAACUCUGAAGUGAUGAAAGUACUAAUAAUUUGGACAUUUCUUUGUGUCAAUGAUAUUUGUAAGUUGAAUUUGAUGGUUUAUUAGAAUUACAACCUCCUCUCUCACUCUCUUUUAAUUUUCUUUGUAUUUUUGUCCCUCUGUGUCUGUCUCUUGAUCUCAUUCUGCUUCUUCUUCUUCUUCUCGCUCUCCCUUAUUUAUCUCUAUGUCUGUCUGUCUCUCAGUGUGUGUUUCUAUUUCUUUCCUUGUCUCAUUUUCUUUUGCUUUCUCUAAUUUUUUGGUAUCUAUCUAGCUAUUCCCUUCCCCUUUUAUUACAUCUUCCUUUCAUUGCCAUUCAAUAUAUUUUAUGGCAUUUAAUUUUGUUUUCUUUUUUUCCUCCCUCCCUCAUUUUUUAUUUUUAUUUUUUUGAGGGGGGGGGGGAGGAGUGGGUGACCUUGCCCUCAGAAACAAGGGUCAUUCCCAGGUCAUUGCACCCUGCCCCCUCCUGUCUGUGCUCUGUAGAAAAUGCAAGUGUGAUUAAGUGUGAUUGAACGUCAUGCUUAGCACCGAUGUACACAUGAUAUUUAACGCGCAAUCGAUUAAUGCGCAAUAACACUUAAAUCUUUGUGACCCCCCCCCCCCCUACCCAAAAUUAUAUAUGCAUACAGUUUGUUUUUUCUUAGGAUAUAAUUUCUUGUGUUUUACUGAUUGCCCUGAUCCUGUAAUCUAAAACUUUACUUAGUGCUCUUAGGGCUGAUUUUAAACAAAAAUCAAUACAAUCCAUUGUAUAAAUCAAACCAAUGGUCUUUUAAUCAUACACAUCCAUAUAUUUCAUGUGGUCUGAUCUCUGAGAUCAAUUUAUUUUCACUAUAAAAAUAUUGACAAUUCUGUAAAGAUAGUCCUGAAAUAUUCCUUAGACCAUCCAUUAUAUUACUUAUGUAGUAUGGGUAUCUUUGUAUUUAUAGUAAAACACCUUGGCAUUUAACUCGAAAUUCUGAUCAAUAAGUGUUUUCCACAAAACUUAAAUUUUCGCUAUUUUUUCUUUGUAAUACUCAUAUUUUUGUUACAACACAUAUUAUACAAUGAGGAUUAGAUUUCCUAUUAUUAUUUUUAAUGGAUCAGUGAAAGUCAGAUGGUUGGCAUUUGUUUUCUGGUGUUUUGACCUUUUCAGUAUUAAAUCAUGUUCAGAUAUUGGUUACUUUAAAAUAUACAAUAUAUUUAUUAUCAAGGGAAUAAAAGUCUCCCUUUUUUAUCAAGCAUUAUCCAUGUGCUGACUCUUUUGUUUUCUGUUAGUAUUAUGGGUCAUUGUAUUAAAAGUGAGAGAGAAGAAGAGUUCUGGUGUAGAAGUUCUGACUCCAAUCCUGCAAUAAAAUAAGAGGGUUGUGAGUUCAAAUCCCACCACGGCCUAGCAUCCUUUGGCAAGCAUCAAUCACUCUCAACCCAGGUAUUGAAUUGGUACCUGGUAGGGUGCAAAAGCCUGUGUAAUAAAGCCUAGCAAUAAGAUUGGAAACUCUGUUGAAAUGCUCCCUGGAGAAAGUCUGUAUACAUUGUGUGCGGGCAAACCAGGAUCAGAUGACUUAGGUAAUAUAUAUGUAAAGUGCUUGGAGACGUUCUUAUGUAUUAAGUGCUAUAUAAAAACAGAAUAUUAUUACUAUUAUCAUUCUUAUUUAUAAACAGCACACAAACAUACCAUGAAAAUUAAAUAUUUCAACACUUUUUAUAUUCAUCGAAAAAUUGAAUCUGUACCAUACUUUAAGAGACAAUACAAGAUGUGUGUGAGAGAUAUAACAUGUAAAUAAUAAAAUGCUUACAACUCUUGAUGUGUAUAACAUUCAAUUUAAAUACUUCUAUCAUAAUAAUGUGAUGAUAAGGUAUUUUUAAAGUAAAUGUCGACCUUCUCACUUUUUUUCCUAUAGAUAUUCUUGAUUUUUAUUAUGUAGUUCACCAAUAUUGAAUAUUGUCAUAUAUUUACAAAUAUAAGAUCAAAUGUAAUAAAAUCAGAUUGUUCCUUUAUGUGUGUGUAAUUUAUGAGGUAUCUAUCUAGAUAUUUCAUUCAUAAUUGAAAGUAUAAAACGUGAAUUUUUAAAUUUGAUCAAAAUUCUCUAAUUUGAUGUAUAUAUUAAUAGUUGAUUCAAUUCAAAAUCAUGAACUUCCAAAAUUAGGGCAUUUUUGUAUGGAAUAUGGUAUUCUUAUUUAUACAAAUAUAUUAGCAAUUGAUACUGGCAUAUGUGAGAAUAAUUAUUGUAAUCAUUGUGUGUAAUGUAUGUAUUCAACUCCCCAUUUACAGUCUUGAUACAUAAAAAAGUUUGUGGUCACAUUUAUGAUACCGGUAUAUUAAAUGUGAUUAUAUAAAGUCGAAAACCUGCAAACCUGCCACAUUGGGAUAAAGAUUCCAUAAUGUGAAUUAUAUUGACUAUUACCCUAACACUGAAAGCUUACCAGUCUAGUGACUGUUAUAUCAGUUUUAAAUCAUUGAUUCGUUGUGACAAUUUGAUCUGACAGUCAAAUCUUAUCAAGUACCCCUCUGUGUAAAAUUAUUAAUUUUAUUGAAAGCCCCUUUGGGACACUUCUCUUAUGUAUUUAUUUAUCAUAAUACAGGAAACAGUUUAUGAAGGUGUAUCCUGAAAAUGUUGUCCCCUUCCAUUCUUGACAAGUAGUUUUAUAGAACAACUAAUGAUGAUAAGCAAUUUUUUUUUAAAUUAAGACAUUUGAAUUGCAAUGUUUACCCAUCUGUAUGAGAUUUUGUAAUGGAUCUUCCAUUUUAUCAAACAAUAAAUUCAAACUUGAAUGUGACGUAUGGAAUCUCACACCUUCGCUUAAAAUAAGCAUUUUCAAUUUGCAUAUGGCAAGAGGUUAGCAUAUGAUAUCUUGAUGUUAAAAGUCAUUUUGCUGUUUUAUUGUUGUUGUUUGCUUGAUUGUUUUGAUUUUGUUAAGUACCAGUUGUUUGUGUUAUAUUCAAUUGUUUUAUUUGUUGCUUUUGUUCCAAUUAUUUUAGAUACAUGCUUUAGUUGUAAGCCUUUGAUAUCAACCAGCUAAGACAAUCCUUAUUUGAUGAAAACUGUUAAUAAAGUUCACACAAUAGACAUAAAAAUGGGGUCUUUAUGAACAUGUUCUUUUGAUAGAUGUUAAAUGGGGAAAAGUAUUUAAGAAAAUAAAUGUUAUGGUCUUUAUAGACUGGUGGUCCUUCUAUAUGGGCGCUCACUUUAAGAAGGUCUCUUCAGUUCUCUGUGGAUAUGCUUGUUAAAGAAUGGUAUUAGCAAAAGCCAGGGUAAUGCAGCAUUGUAUUAAGCACUAUAUGAACAUUGCAUAUUAUUAUCAUUAUUAUUAUUAUUAUUGUAAAUUAUAGCUUUGCAUUUAGAAGUAGGCCUAUGUAAAGUAGGUAGAACAACUGUGAGCCUGUCGUCUAAUGAUAAUGAUAUUGUUUUGGUACAGAACAUAGUGAUAGGUUAUGAAAAUGCUUUAAGUGCCAUAAGUGAAUGAAAUAAUAUUUUUAAUAUAGUAAUGUUAUUUUGUGACUAUUGAAGAUAUUCAAACAUUUUUGCAUUGUAUUUGGUACAUGUUAUACCUCUAUACAUUGAUUAUUAUAUAUUUAUACUGAAUAGAUUGUGGACAGAACAAAGUGAUGUGUUUUUAUGAAAAGUGCAAACUAUGUAAUAAAUGACUAUUUCAUAAUCAA